CAUUGCCUUCAAUUUCCCUACCGCUUGCUCCAAUUCUAAAAAGAAAAAGCACCCAUUUCUUAACUACUUCUCUCCUUCUACAAUAACAGCCAAAUGCCACUUCUUCUUUCUUUCUACAAAUAUAAAACCAAUGUACCUUAAACCUAAAAACCACCAACCAAUUAUAGAACACGGAACACUGUUUACACCCGGUAUUCAACAACACCAGCAAAAGGAAUUGCCUGAUGGUAAAGAAGGAAGGAUCCAUAUUCUAACUUCAUUUCCAACUUCAUCUUUCAAGUUUCACUCAUUAUCAUCCCAAUAACCCUUUUCUUUUUUAGAAAAAGGGUUCCCUCUCCGAUUUCUCCCAAUCAUCGCAUAUCUUUUGAAAGAAAACUAUGAUGGAGUUUUGAACUACAGAUUCACGAAACCAGAUCCGUUGCCUUAUCUCAGCAGCAAUACUUCCAACUCCAACAGAUAUGGCUGCCGACUUGCAGAUGAGCCCCCAGUUGGAGCAGAUCCAUGGUGAAAUUAAGGACAAUCUUCGAGCUCUUUCAAAUGGGUUUCAGAGGCUGGAUAAAAUCAAAGAUUCCAACAGACAAACUAAGCAGCUUGAGGAACUCACUGCCAAAAUGAGGGAGUGUAAAAGAUUGAUUAAAGAGUUUGAUCGUGAAAUUAAAGAUGAGGAGAGCAAAAAUCCUCCUGAAGUUAAUAAGCAACUCAACGAUGAGAAGCAAUCCAUGAUAAAAGACCUGAAUUCCUAUGUGGCAUUGAGGAAAACCUAUAUGAAUACCCUUGGUAACAAGAAAAUUGAACUUUUUGAUGUGGGACCUGGGGCCAGUGAACCUUUAGCCGAAGAAAAUGUUCAAUUGGCAUCAGAAAUGUCAAAUCAAGAGCUUAUUGAUGCUGGCAUGAAGACAAUGGACGAGACAGAUCAAGCUAUUGAACGCUCUAAUAAGGUUGUUCAACAAACAAUCGAAGUGGGAACUCAAACUGCUGUUAGCUUGAAAGGCCAAACUGAACAAAUGGGACGCAUUGUUAAUGAGCUGGAUACAAUUCAGUUCUCAAUUAAGAAGGCCUCACAGCUAGUGAAGGAAAUUGGGAGGCAGGUGGCCACUGAUAAAUGUAUAAUGCUAUUUCUAUUCCUCGUUGUCUGUGGUGUUAUAGCCAUUAUCGUUGUGAAGAUAGUCAACCCUAACAACAAAGAUAUAAGGGACAUUCCUGGAUUGGCACCUCCAGCCCCCUCAAGAAGGCUAUUGUAUCUAAGGGAUGUGGAACAUGUUGCAUAGGAUAUCAUUUCAAAGAGAAAGUAGUUUGUCCCACUAAAUUUUUAUGAUUUUCUGUGGAGUAGUGGGAAGAUUGCUACUUGCGGGCCUUGUUUUCUAUCUCUCCCUCUUUUUUUUUUUUUAUUUUUUCCAAUUCAUUUCUCACCUGAGAUGUGCAUAUCCCGUUUGUGAUCAUCUGUGUAAAUCAUAUGUGAAGGCUUUUUGCAUUGAUUUGAAUGUUAUGCCAUGGUUCUUUGUGUAAA
Messenger RNA from Ricinus communis (castor bean), 1507 nucleotides. Its product is annotated as novel plant SNARE 13. Gene Ontology annotation, cellular component: ER to Golgi transport vesicle membrane; SNARE complex; endoplasmic reticulum membrane. NCBI's taxonomy places the organism in Eukaryota, Viridiplantae, Streptophyta, Magnoliopsida, Malpighiales, Euphorbiaceae. Gene Ontology annotation, molecular function: SNAP receptor activity; SNARE binding. The record is from RefSeq and is a predicted model, not a curated record. The transcript is spliced from 11 exons. Gene Ontology annotation, biological process: retrograde vesicle-mediated transport, Golgi to endoplasmic reticulum; vesicle fusion. Bases 459 to 1268 code for a protein of 269 amino acids.